GGCAACCUCUCUGCAACAUGACACAUUUUCUGUCAAAUAGCGGCCAAUUGUUUUGACACCGAGUAGGAGUCAACCUAUAUUUUCAUUGUAAAUGAAAAAACAUAAAUAUUAACAAAAGUUAUUGCAUUUUUAAAGGAAUUAAACCAUAAACACAAUGCCGGCAUAUCAUUCCACAAUAAAGGAAUUCCCCUCAACGGUGGGCAACAUGGCCAUAUUGCCUUUGAGGACCCAAUUCAGGGGACCAGCUCCACAACAAAUGAAUAAUGAUAACGAUAUCAUUGAUGAGUCACUUUAUUAUUUCAAAGCGAAUGUUUUCUUUAGAACCUAUGAAAUAAAGUCUGAAGUCGAUCGCACCUUGAUUUAUAUUACCCUCUAUAUUACGGAAUGUUUGAAAAAGUUACAGCGAUGUGCCAAUAAGAAUCAAGGCCAACAGGAAAUGUACAGCCUGGCCAUAUCGAAAUUUGAUAUACCCGGCGAGGCUGGAUUCCCUUUGAAUGCUGUCUAUGCCAAGCCCCAAACUGCUCAGGAAACUGAUUUAAUGCGCCAAUAUAUUUUGCAAUUGAGACAUGAAACUGGUAACCGGGUAUUGGAAAAAGUUUUCGGCGAAGAUGGCAAACCCAACAAAUGGUGGAUCUGUUUUGCCAAAAAGAAGUUCAUGGAAAAAUCAUUGUCCGGUCCAGGACAAUAGGCGUAUCAAGCAAAAAAAAAAGUAUUUUUAGUUCUAUAAAACUUGACAGACAGACUUCCAUUUAGCAACAAAAGAGAAAGAAAAGGAGGGCAUUAUAUUAAACUAAGCUAACCUAUUUGUAUUAAUUUUCAAUGUUUUUUCUAAAGUGUUAUUAAAAAAAAAAACAACAAACCAAAA
Molecule: messenger RNA, 865 nt
Organism: Musca domestica (house fly)
Lineage: Eukaryota; Metazoa; Arthropoda; Insecta; Diptera; Muscidae
Gene: Arpc3A
Product: actin-related protein 2/3 complex subunit 3
Exons: 4
Coding region: 155-688 (177 amino acids)
Biological process (GO): regulation of actin filament polymerization; Arp2/3 complex-mediated actin nucleation
Cellular component (GO): cytoskeleton; Arp2/3 protein complex
Molecular function (GO): actin filament binding
Source: RefSeq, a predicted model, not a curated record